AUGGCUGGAUAUCAAUGGGGACGCACAGGCUCCAAGGGAAAUUUUGCAGAGCAGCAGGCCUCUGCACAGUUAGAAACUGGUCUUCCAGUUAAAAGACCAAGGCGAUCUUUCUUGCCAGCCCCUCGAACAAUAUCAUUGCCGUCAUCAUCAUCAUCAACAACAACGACAACAACCCUCAUUGCAUCAUCAGAUGUUGCAUCUCUUCUUAUUGGAGACAGAGUCAAUGUACAAGGCUAUAAUAGUGGUAUUUUAAAGUUUAAGGGAAAGACUAAAUUUGCUAAAGGUGAAUGGUGUGGUAUUGCAUUAGAUGAGCCUGUGGGAAAACACAAUGGUAAAGUUGGUGGAGUCCAGUAUUUCACUUGUGAACCAAAACAUGGUAUACUUGUGCUUAGUUACAAGGUGUCACACUUAAAAAAGGACAGUAGUUCUGGAGCAGGUGCUGCAUUGUCGUCAUCUUUAGAUAUCCUUCCUUCUUUAACUCAGCAAAACAACAAAAAACCUCACAGUAAAAUUCCACCACCCAAAGAAACAAGUAAACUGAUUACUUCUACUGGCAUUCCAAAAUUUGGGAGACUUUCUCAGUCAUAUGGUGCUGCUUGCAAUGUUACUGCUGUAAAAGAAAAAGGAAAAAGUGAUACAAGUUCUUCAAGGUUUGGAAAAACUGCUGAAAGUAAAACACAUUCGACCUCAGCGUGGUCUGACAAAGCAACUACAAUAUCAGAAAAUACAGUUAAGAAAAAUCAAAAAUCCUUACCUGCAAUACAAGAGAGAAAAUCAAUUACUCCUCAAAGUAAGCCAGAUUUAGAUAGAACUUAUUCAUUAGAAAAUGAUGACACUAAAAUAAAAAAUCUUCCUGUUAUUCAAGAAGAUUUGAAUAGCACUUAUGAGCUGCCUCCAGAUGAAAAGGAUACAAAUGUAACUCAGAUUUUAGAAGAUUCUUUUAAUCAAGGAGCAACAAAUAGUGACAACACUGUGCUGAAUACUACUGUAGACAUCAAGGAUUCCACAUUUUCUUGUAAUAAUACCACAUUCUCUAAGACUUGUAAUAGUACUAGCUUUGAUACAGAUUGUAAUAGUUUAACGCAAGAAGAACAGUUUGACAAGACUCUGGAUUUGACAGACAUAUCACACACAGACAGUGGUGGGAACAAACCACAGGUAUUUGCAGAAACUCCUCUUACUUUUAUGGGCGAAAAAAUACAACUGAAAGAUGCAGAAGCUGUAGAUGCAUUGUACCCUAUUUCUAUUCCUCCGCUUGAUCUUUACACUGUACCUCCAGAAAUCACUUCCACACCAGAUCUUGAAUUUGUACAGUGUAGGCGUGGCAGAGUAACAAAUCAGAGACACAAGCUGUUGAAAAACUGCUAUGUGACUGACUGCUUGGAUGGUGCACCCCCAAGGAAGAGAGUUGCAGUUAUCGAGGAAGUAGGAAUGGAUUCCACUCAAAGGGAAACACAAUCAGGAAUACCGAUAGCAGGUACUUCUGUGGAUGAAUCAAAUACUAGUAUAAUGGAUGUACAUGAAGUAGAAAAUGGAAUAGAAAAGUUAGAACUAGCAUCUGGACUGUCUGAGUUCAGCGAACAGUUAUCUUUUGACAUAAUCAAAAGCCAUAUGAGUGGUAGUGAAUCAGACAGCAAGGGGCAUAUAGAGCAGAAUAAUGACAAUUCUGCAAAUGGUAAUGCUAGUGAAAUACAAACAAUUGAUUUAAUUGGUGAUAAAGAUGUUGAUGUGACUUGUGAAAUAGAAGAGACAGAUAGUCAUGACUUUACCACUGUAGAUGAUAUGUCUACUGAUCAUGUAAACUUGGAUGUUCUUGCGACUUGUGAGUCUGACAGCAAGGGGCAUAUAGAGAGGAACACUGACAAUUCUGUAAAUGAUAAUGCUAGCGAAAUAGAAACAAUUGAUUUAACUGACGAUAAACUUGCAGAUAUUGCUGUAAUGCAAACUAAAUUUGAUCAUGUAAACUUGGAUGUUCUUGCGUCCUGUGAAAUAGAAGAUGAUAAACAACCGGUUUUAAAAGAAAAAUCAGGUCAGACAAGUAGUCAUGACCUUGCCACUCUCAGUGAUAUGACGUUGACUGAUCAACAAGUGAAUGCAGUUUCAUCAGCGAUUCAACCGACUGUGGUGGACAUUCUAUCAAAUAGUUCACCAGUAGCGCAUGAUCAAACUAUGGAUAUGACAGGAAUAGAUGACAUAUCAAUGCCAUGCAUAGAAUUGGAUGUUAGUGGAAUUGUUCCAACGAACUCCACAACUAGCAUGUCUAGUGACAUUAGUAGCACGAUGGCUAAUGACAACAUCAAAGUAGAGAAGGAAAAAGCUUCAAUAAAAUCGAAAUCUGCUGGUUCUGGUGACAAAGAUACUCCAAUGAAGAGAAAAGUUAGAGACGCUAAAUCCCCAAGAAAUCUCACAAAAGUCAAUGAAAAUGAUAAGAAUGUUCCGCUGCAACCAAGGAGUGCUUCUCGUACAUUGAAAAAUAUAGAUAAGCGACCCAUGCUCAGAAAGGGCUCUUUAGAUUCUGGUCGGAAUAGUCCGGUCACCAAGGAGACAGCUGACAACAAACCAAAAUCAAAAUAUACUCCGUCUAGUUGGAGGACAAGCAAACUCUCAUCUCCGACGAAACCUCCUUCACCCACAGAACCUAAAGACAGAGGAGGUGUGGUCUCACCAAGAAGGAGAACUGAGCUUCCAAUCUUGCCGCAGAAAUUGAAUUUUGCCACAGUGAAGAGUCGGAUUGACACUGGCCGGCGAUCAAGUUUGAAGAAGGCUGAGAAGGAUGGUGAUGAGCUAAACGAGUCAAGACUUGGUGAAGAUUCUGAAAGAAGAUCAAGCAUAUCAUCUAUUAAGAGCCUGAAAUCAGAGGAUGCUACAAUUACCUCAAAUAUACUAACUAAAAGUACCUCAGGUCAGAAACCAAGUAGUCAGAAAUCCAGUCAGCCAUCCAGCAAACCUGUGUUUGGUAGUAGAAUGGGUGAAAGAAGAGGUAGUUCAUCUAGCAUUACUUCUGACAUAUCAAUUAAAUCUGACAUAUCAAAGGGUUCAUUGUCAAGAAGGUCAUCAUUGCCUAAGCUCACCACUGGUGGUGCUGGUAAUAUCAUUCCACCUUCACCUAGGCUACAAAUGAGACGUAGCUCAGAGUUUGGUACAUCAUCUAGUGGUUCCAGACCAAGACCAACUAGUAGCUCAGCACGUUUACCAUUACCAUCACCAUCCCCCAGAAGGACUCCUUUGACAGAUCACAGUAGAGAGAAGAGCAGACCUUUAAAAGUGAAACCACCAUCAUCUACUGCAACACCUGCAUCCAGCAGUCAACCAGAUUUGCUAACAGCGACCAUUGCCGCUGAAAAUGUGUCAAAAGAAGUAGAGCGAUUAGAAGCCUUAUGUGAAGCUAGAACCAAAGAAUUAACAAUCAUGAAAUUGCAGUUGAAAAAUGGGCUUACUGGUUUUGAUGCCAUGAGCACAGUAGUAAAGUAUUUUGCACAACGGCUGGAAGUUUUGUCAAAUUUCCAUGAGAAACAGUUAUUGGAAUUUGAAGAGGAAAAAACAUCUAUAGUUCAACAGUUAGAUAAAAGAAUAGAUCAGUUGAUUAGCAAUGCUGACCAGCAAAAAUGUGAACACGAGGAACAGUUGAGGAGAUUAACUGAAACCUUGAAUGAUGAACACAACACUGAGGUGGAAUCUUUAAACCAGGAACUCACCAAAAGAAAUGUCAUUCUUGAAAAGUUAGAAGAACAAGUUGAACAAUUGAAGUGUGAAACAGAGCAACAAAAGUCUGAAAUGGAGGACAAAUUAAGAACACUAGAGGAGAAAUUGAAUGCAGAACACGCAACUGAAAUUGAAUCUAUCAAAGAAGAACUGGAAAAACGAUAUGAGGAGGAGAAGCAGACCCUAAAUGAGAUGCAAGAAGUUGCUCUUCAAAAAGCAAUGUCAGACUAUUCACAAAAUCUUCAGAAUAUCAAAGCACAGCAUAGGGAGGAGUUGUCAGAGAUGAGAAAGUUUAACACAGAAACACUCAAAGAGAAAGAUGAGAAAUAUACCAAAGAUAAUAGCAUAUUAAUAACUCAACACCAAGACGAAAUAGAAGAAAUUACCAAGGAAUAUACAACCAAAAUAAAAAAUAUUACGACUGAUUGUGAAAAGCAACUAUUUCCACUCAAGGAUGAGGUAGAAACGUUAACCUUUCAACUUGAAAACUAUAAGGAGAAAGUAAAGAUGUUAGAAGAAGCUUUACAAAAGGACAGUGAUAAGAAAGUACAGGUGGCAAUUGCACAAUUCAAAGAUUUACCUGCAGAAGUAGAAAGUUUGAAAUGUGUUAUAGAAUUGAAAAAUAAAGAAAUCCAUGAUCAACGCAAAACUACAAACACUAUGAAAAAAAGGCUUGAAAGGAUUCCUGAAAUGGAAGAAGAGAUUAAACGGCUAAAAGCUCAGACUGAAUCUUUGAUGGCUACAGUAGAUACAAAAUCUGCAUAUGAAAGACAAUUAUCAUCAGAACAUGUUGUCCUACGUGAGCAUAUUGAAAAAGAAUCCCAGAUGAACAAGCGUUUAUCCAUGGAGAAUGAAGAACUAUACUGGAAAUUACAAAACUCUGAUACAUCAUCACCUAUAUUAGGCAUGACGCCAAGUAGUACAAGGUCCACAUUAUCUCCAUCCCCCACUCAUCAUAGAGACUAUUCCAGGAGACCUAUGUCACGAUCUAGUUCAACAGAGAGCCAUGAAAGCGGUGUUUUCCCACUAUCAACAUCACAAUGACAUUAGUUGAUUGAAUUAGAUUCUUUGCACUGAUGUGUCUAAUGUAGAGAAGUGCAUUUUUGUGUA
This is a messenger RNA of Saccoglossus kowalevskii, 4812 nucleotides long. RefSeq lists its product as uncharacterized. Gene Ontology annotation, cellular component: cytoplasm; nucleus. Lineage: Eukaryota; Metazoa; Hemichordata; Enteropneusta; Harrimaniidae. Gene Ontology annotation, molecular function: microtubule binding. The record is from RefSeq and is a predicted model, not a curated record.